Physcomitrium patens is the source of this 3427-nucleotide messenger RNA. The record is from RefSeq and is a predicted model, not a curated record. Lineage: Eukaryota; Viridiplantae; Streptophyta; Bryopsida; Funariales; Funariaceae.
UAGUUGCAUUGCUUCCGUUCUGCUUUGAAAUCAGCUACUUGCAAUGCAACUAGCAUGGUGUGAUAAGCUCCACUUGGCCGGUAGUGUUUCUCUCGCUCUUCGGAGUCAUGAGAGGAUUUCCAAAUUGCCGCACUUAGUGCAAACAUUUUUCGGCGACUCAUCGUCAAUUCGCAAUUCUCCUGCAUCCAGAAUGCUUGCUCUGCCUUCAAUGGAAUUUGUCUUGUUUAAUGAGAUUGUUAAAUGUCAAUGUGAAAUUCCGACGCGGGUGGUAACGCCCCUUUUGUUCUCCCUAUUCGUAUCACAACGUCGAAGCGUGGUUAAGCGUACAACUCCUGACGAUAACAAGGAGGAACAAGACUUCUGUUGAGGGAAGUAGACAUGGCAUGAUUUUGCACAAGCGGGGUAGUUAGGUCACUAACUUUGAACUUGUUACACCCGUGUAGUGUGUAUGAGUCUCUUGAAUGAAGUUAUGAAGAGGCAGGGGGGUAUAUUGCUUCCUUCUUUAGCAUAAAAAACUUGGCAGGGACCUAGUCUACACAUAGGUCGAUGAAGGAGAAGUCAGAUUCACCCUUUGUCAGAUCCAUGCAUUUGCUUUGCUACCGAGGUGGUGAUUCUUGAGAUGGUAGGGAGCCGUGUGAAUCCGUUGAUUCCUUCACUGUUUAGGGUUUACAUGGAUGGCAUAAUCUGUGCAGUGCUACGUCGAGGUUUCAUGCACGAUUUCAAGCUGGUAGGGGGUUGAGUGUUCGUAUUCAUGUCGUCAUUGAGUAAUCUGCGAUGUUUUGUUGGUAUUCCGAAGUGGAUGAUGAUUGGUGCAAAACCCCUGCAUUGACUACCAUUACCUUGUAAGCCGAGAGCUUCGUUUGCAUUGCACAAUGUUGAAGGAGGCGUUUCCUCUCCUUGUAGAUGAAGUGGGCAUACAUGAAACAGUGACAGCAUCGGAGGAGCCAGAAGCCCAAGUUUCAGUGGCCAAACCACCAUCCACUCGACCAAGAUUGCCUGUAAUAUUCAAUAGGCUUAAGACGAAACCACGUCUGAAGGCUGUGAAGCAGUACCUUGCGUCUUUCGAAUACUGGCUCAAGCUUCAAACGAACUUUAAUUCACAGAAGCAACGACCUCUUCUACAGAUAACGGAGACAGCGAAAACGAUUGUCAAUGCACCACAGCCCAUCAAGUGCGUGGAAGCUGUAUUUGUUGCACUUUUCCUGACGGCUGGCCUGCCCGAUGUGGAGCGUUUUCCCUUGAGCUUCCAGACCGUGUUGGAUGGUCAGGUAUAUCAACACAUAGUGUUGCUGGUGCAAUAUUUUAGCAAAUACGGUGCAUUUGGUAUAAGCCGCUGGCCUGAAUUCGGGAGUAUAGACCUGGAAUUCAACAGCAUGGCCGGUGUUGUUAACAACUACAAAACCGCGUACGAGGAGCAGGGCCAUGUGGUGGAGAAGAUUCGACUUGGCCUUCCGGUCGAGCAUAAUUUAAAAUCUAAAAACUUCGUCUGCUGGCGAUACCUUGAACUCGACCUAGAGGUUCAGCCGUGGUCAGAGUGUGUUCAAGAAAUAAACUUUUUUGCCGCUAAGGCAAAACGACUCUGGGAAAUAUGGGUUCGUUCUGGAAAAGGCGAAGAUCCUCGUCAAAUAUACAUUCGCCAAACGAAGAGGCUGCUUGCGAGUCGGGAGUCAUCCCCUCCUAAGACCAAGCGUCUAAAUCUUGACAGUGGUCUCACUGUGCCGGAACUAAGUUCAGAAGUCGCUGCAGAAGGUGUUGAAAACACAGGAAUUCUAGAAUUAACUGAGACUCCGAGUAUAGAGUCUGGAGAAGUUACUGGAAACGCACUGAUAAUUUCUAAGGAUGCUAAGGAGGUUUCUCCACGAGUUCUACCGAGGGAUCUCUGCUCCAAUGACACCCGUGUAGCUGUACGUUCUCCGACCAACCAUGGAUUCUGCGAGCUCCGAAAGAUCAAGAAAUGGAUCAAAAUUUGUUCAGUUCGUAGUAAGCAUGCUGCUAUUCGGUCAGUGAAGAGCAAGAGACCCAUGAAAGAUACGAGCUCCCUUCCGAGAUCGGCACGGAACUCCAUCGAGCAACCGCUGGCGGUGAGCCGGUGUCUUUUCGGAAUAAAUUACUCCAGUGGAACACCCGGUAAUGGUAUCGACGGAUCAAAGACAUUCUGGGAGUGUCUCAGAGCAUUGUACCAAUCAAAAAACGAAGCAAGGUUGCUGCUGCUCAAGAACAAGCUGGCAGAUAUCCGGAUGGAGGGACCGCUGGUGGAAGAGAGUUACCGUGUCGUCCAAGAUAUAUUUCAACAGCUUGUGGGCAUUGGAGAAGCGAUUGAACGCAGAUUGCAUGGAUUUGAGGAAACGAUCAACUCACUUUCUGAAAACUUUGACGCAGCGGUCCAAAAUGUCGACAGCCAGCAACUGCUCCACUCUUUGAAACAGAUCUCACAGCAGCUGGUUGAGGUGCAGAGCGGAGAAUUGCAGCCGAUAACAAUACUUAAGAAAGAAAAGAAGAACAUUAUACCAGCCAGGAAAAUAACAUCAAGGAAAUUGGAUCCUCGCUCUAGUUCCCGAAUACAGUACUGCUUACCGCCAUGCAACUGGUGCAGACAGCAUGGACACCGUAUGCGCGAUUGCGAAGAUCUUGACAAAGAGAUUAAAAGACGAGUUCGGGAGUACAAGAAUCGCAUGAGUCCCACCUCACCAAAAAAUUCCCAAGAAGAGCCCAAUCAUACUGAAUUAGCGACAGAAGCAGAAGUAAGAUCUUCAGAGUUCACUGGCAAGCCUGAUACAAGCCUAGAGAAGAGUAAGCAAUCCAAAAUUUCGGAGGAGGCAGGAGGUCCAUCAGAAUGGAAGACCCCCAUAGAAGUUGCUUCACAGGGGCCAGCUUCUUUUAGGUCCAGUACGGACCAACUUAUCUCGCUAGCAGGUCUGGAAGGAAUGGUGGCAAAAAAGAGGAAGUUGUCUCCAAGGAGAUUGGACAUGAAAUUGAUGCACUUGUUAGAGAGACCUCGCAACGCGUCAGACGGACGAGGGAGGGAAUUCAGGAUCAUGACUCGAAAAAAGACACGCCGACGGAAAAGGUACUGAUUGGUACUGGUUUUGGAACUGAUGGUAAAAGACAGAUUAUCGACAUCGGCGGGCAUAAACCAACGAGGGGGGUUAUUGAUUCAUGUGUUACUGCUCAUAUGUGUCUAGCAGCUUGUGACAACUCUUCUGGACUAAAACGUCAUUGUAGAUAUUAGCUAAUUUGCAGACGGCCUGAUAAAUACAACUCAUGCAGAAUUUCUUGUUUAGUAGUUCAACUUGGAGAGUAGCCAAAAACUGAGACUGGGUAUGACCAGCAACAUGUUCUGGAGGCCGACGUGAAGUAGAUUCCAGACGUUAAAACAAUUUGCACUUUGAGAUAAUAUUACAAUCCUCGUUCUACAAGUAAAACCCGA